AUGGUGAAAGAAAAGAAAAAAGCAGACAAAAAAGGAGAUAAGUCUGUCCGCUCUCCCUCGUCUUUGUCUGACUAUCCAGAGUUUUCCAAACAAGAUGGCAACACCACCAGGCAGGAAAUGUCCCCAGGUGGUGUCCCACUAUUGGAAAUGCAGCUCCACGAAACGGAACUCCAAAAAGAACCUGAAAACAUUCAGCAGGAGGAAGAUGCCACUCAACAAUAUGAAGAGCCCAUUCUGACCAAACUCAUAGUGGAAAGCUAUGAAGGGGAAAAAGUUCAUGGGCUGUACGAGGGAGUAGGCUUCGCCGUCUUUCAAGGAGGUAGCACCUACCACGGUAUGUUUUCAGAAGGACUCAUGCAUGGACAAGGGACUUAUAUUUGGGCCAAUGGAUUAAAAUACGAGGGGGAAUUUGUGAAGAACAUCCCCAUGAACCACGGCGUGUACACGUGGCCGGAUGGCAGCAUGUACGAAGGCGAAGUGAUGAACGGCAUGAGGAACGGCUUCGGCAUGUUCAAGUGCAGCACCCAGCCUGUGUCCUACAUCGGCCACUGGUGCCACGGCAAGAGACAUGGGAAGGGCUCCAUUUAUUAUAAUCAAGAGGGCAUCUCUUGGUACGAGGGAGACUGGGUUCACAACAUCAGAAGGGGCUGGGGAAUAAGAUGUUACAAAUCUGGAAAUAUAUAUGAAGGCCAGUGGGAAGACAAUAUGCGCCACGGGGAAGGAAGGAUGAGGUGGCUGACAACCAAUGAGGAGUACACCGGCCGGUGGGAGAGAGGGGUCCAGAAUGGUUUUGGAACACACACAUGGUUUCUAAAGAGAAUCCCCAACUCCCAGUAUCCUUUGAGAAAUGAAUACGUAGGAGAGUUUGUAAAUGGCUGUCGUCAUGGACAUGGCAGGUUUUAUUAUGCCAGUGGAGCCAUGUAUGAGGGAGAGUGGGUUUCCAAUAAAAAACAUGGCAUGGGCCGAUUAACUUUUAAGAACGGGCGUGUGUAUGAAGGUCUGUUUUCCAAUGACCACAUAGCAGAGUUUCCAGAUCUCGAAGUUGAAUUCAUAAGUUACCUGGACCUGUGUUCGGAGGUUUCCCAAAGGGGAAGGCCACACGGAUCUUCCAUGAAUGCCGAAAUCAUCAGGAAGCUCGAUGGCAGUGAGAGCCAUUCUGUGCUGGGCUCGAGCAUCGAGCUGGAUCUAAACCUGUUGCUGGACAUGUAUCCUAAGGCAGACCAACCAGAAGAAAAGAAGCAGGCAGAAUAUGCUAUCUUAAGAAAUAUUACAGAAUUAAGAAGAAUCUAUAGCUUUUAUAGCAGCCUAGGAUGUGAUCACUCUCUGGAUAACACCUUUCUGAUGACAAAGCUUCACUUCUGGAGAUUUCUAAAAGAUUGCAAAUUUCAUCACCACAAAAUAACUCUUGCUGAUAUGGACAGGAUAUUAAGUACCAAUAAGGACAUACCAGUUGAGGACAUUCAUUGUCCAUUUACAACGAUACUUCUGAGAACAUUUCUGAACUAUCUCCUGCAGUUGGCUCACCACAUUCACCACAGAGAGUUCCAGGAUAGAAGCCCAUCGCUUUUUUUGUGUUUUACAAAACUGAUGACUGAGAACAUUCAUCCAAAUGCCUGCCACGUCAAAGGCCGUUUAUUCCGUGAGCAACAGCGGACGCUCUAUUCAAUGAAUUACAUUGAUAAGUGCUGGGAGAUCUAUCUCGCUUACUGCAGACCACACACAGCUCCGCCCCACGAGCCAACAAUGAAGAUGAGACACUUCCUCUGGAUGUUGAAAGAUUUUAAAAUGAUAAACAAAGAAUUAACACCAACCAAAUUUGUGGAGGUAAUAGCAGAGGAUAAUCCUUUCAUAUCUGAUGGAAUUGACAGCAAUUUUGAACUUGAGUUGGUUUUCCUGGAAUUCUUUGAAGCCCUCUUAAGCUUUGCACUCAUCUGUGUUACUGACGAAAUGACCAAAUCGUGUGUGAAUGUUCCAAAUGAUGAUUUGUCUGGAAACAAAUAUUCAAAUAUUUACACAGCAACAAAUCAGGGCACCCAGAACUGGAGUCCAAGUGCGGUUACAAGCCACGAAUCUGAUCACUGUGGCAGUGCCAAGUCAUCUUCCAGCAAGUUGGGACUCUGGCCUGAUAUUAACAAAAUAAGGAAAUCAGAGGUCGGGAAGUCUCUAAGUGAUGAGAAAGUUUCCAGAAUCAGUUUUAAAUCUGCAGCAAAAGGGCUAACCUUUCUUCUCCUUCAAAAUGAGAAAUGUGAAAAACCCAAGGAUGAACAAAAGGAGAAACUCAAUAUGUGGGUCGAUAACAUGUAUGUCUUUUUCGUGAACAUGCUCUUUAAUGCCUAUAAGCAUGAAGAGACUCUGAAGGAGAAAGUAAAGGAAAACAAGCUACGUAAUGCAGCAAUGGCUCAGCAGAAGAAAACUGAAAACGAUGAGCUAGAAGCAAGGCUGAGUAUCUUAAGAGAGGAAGAGGCCAAAAGACAAGACUACGAGGUGGACAUCACUGUGAUCAAGGAACCAGUGGAUGCCCCAUCUUCUAGCCUGACACUGAGCCCCCCCAAAGAGGAUCCAGCCAUGUCCCCCAGCAAAUCCACCACAAGCAAGAAAAGAAAAAAGUAAAGGGC
Propithecus coquereli (Coquerel's sifaka) is the source of this 2615-nucleotide messenger RNA. RefSeq names its product radial spoke head 10 homolog B-like. Bases 1 to 2610 code for a protein of 869 amino acids. NCBI's taxonomy places the organism in Eukaryota, Metazoa, Chordata, Mammalia, Primates, Indriidae. The record is from RefSeq and is a predicted model, not a curated record. The transcript has 19 exons.